Molecule: messenger RNA, 3402 nt
Organism: Fibroporia radiculosa
Lineage: Eukaryota; Fungi; Basidiomycota; Agaricomycetes; Polyporales; Fibroporiaceae
Exons: 11
Coding region: 1-3402 (1133 amino acids)
Molecular function (GO): protein binding
Source: RefSeq, a predicted model, not a curated record
AUGACGACCAGCUUAUCUGGCCUUGUCACGAUUGAAAACAUACAGUAUCGCAAUAGGGCGAUUCUACCCAACGACAACGAUGCAGAACAACUAGUCUGUGUCGUUCCUGGUCCCGAAGACUCUGACCUUCAAGUGUGGGAAGUGAUCCCUAGCACUAGCAAUCGAUAUGAGAUCAAGAGUCACAAAUUCAAGCAAACAGCCUAUGCAGAGUAUGCGUACGAGCAUCAGAGGCUCGUGGCUAGAUCUAAGGUUUCAUUCUGGUGGUCGAUUCAACCAGCAGCAACAUAUGGGCCGGACACUUACUUCAUUCGACAUUAUGUGGAGUCAAACUUAUGCUGGCACUUGAAUGAUGGGACUCAUAACACACCUAUCUGCCUGAAGGAUUUCGCGCAGGAUCGUCAGAGUAUUUGGAAAAUUAUUCCGUAUUCGCUUUCCUGCAUCAGUGGAAAUGCCACUCAAGCCAUUCAGGCCUCUCGCCCCUCAAUCACCCCACCCAUUUCGGCUUCCAUGACUGAGCCUUUGGAGAUGUUCAACUCGACAAUGGAUGUAUAUUCAGAGGUUUGUCCUUCUACGGCUGUCGCACUGAAGCUUCUGCGGUGUGCGUCCGAGAUGAUUGUCGACUGUAGCAGCAUCGAAGCAUCGAAUGUCCAUAUAUCUAGACUGCUUGGAAAGAUCAAGGUCGUAUACGGGCUGCUCUUGGAGAGGAGAUCGUCAAUUGUCAAAUCCGAUAUGGAAGAGGUCUUGGUGAGGUUAGCACGGCAGAUGCUGGAGUGUGCCGAUUUCGUAGCAUAUUACCCGGAGAAGGUAGCGUUUUGGAUGAAACACAAGAAGCAUAUUGAUCGGGAGACACGUGGGGAGGUUCAACGCUUCAAUCUUGUCUUAGACAGACUCAUCGACUGCGUGCAACGAGGCAGUGCUGAUGUCAACUCAAUCCGUAUCCAUAGAUCCGUUUUGGAUGUGGACUUGAGCCAGCUUGAAUACGUGACCGGAGCCGGACUAAACGGAUCCAAGCAGUGUCUUCCAGGGACCCGAACAGAGAUUUCCACCAUGCUCAAGGACUUCGUCUACGCGAAUGGAGCGGAUGCAAAGCGAAUCUUUUGGUUAAAUGGGAUGGCAGGCAAGGGCAAGUCGGCGAUUGCACACACGACGGCAGAAUGGUUCGAGGCGCGCGGCGGGCUGGGGUCAUUUUUUUGCUUUGAUCGAACACGGACAGCAGAUGGGCGACACAAGAAAAUAUGGACUACUAUCGCGCGCGAUUUGGCCAAUCAUGAUCCCCUCUUCCGCCGCGAGCUCGCUCAUGUAUUAGAUGAUCCUAAUGGACUCAGGAAUACCGAGUAUUCCGCUCAGCAAUGGACCGGAUUGCGCGAUGUCCUGAACAAAGUGACAUCAACGAUCAUGGAUGUGCCUGUCCUUAUCGUCAUCGACGCUCUGGAUGAAAGUGGUGAUGAAGACACUCGUAGAGAGAUCCUUCAGCUCCUUUCUGGCCGGCGAGGCACAAUUGCGAAUCUUCCCCCAAAUGUCCGUAUUGUGAUUACUUCCCGCCCUCUUCCCGACAUUCGUCAUGGCUUGGACAAAGUGCCACAUGUUCAGCACUUUUCCCUGGAUGAUAUCCUCCCCGAAAGCGAUAUGAAGAAGUACAUCGACGCCGAACUGAAUCGUCCAGGUGCCUUUGGGGAGGAUGACAUUACCGAGUUUGCACGUAAGUCUGAUGGUGUGUUUGAAUGGACCCGACUCGCAUGCCUGUACAUCAGGGAGGGGGCCCUGUUGUAUAAGGACCGAUUCCGAACCGUGAUCUCCGGCACCUCAGCGAAGGGAACGCAACUGCUGGACCAUAUGUAUCGACUGACGUUGGAAGACACCCUGCCCAAGGAUGACCGUGUGAAUGGAAUUGUCGUGUUCUGCUCUGUGAUGGGACAAAUUGUUGCCUCAGCGGAGCCUCCCUCGAUAUCUACUUUAGCUGCAAUGAGACAGCACUUGACAUGGGAAGGUACUGCGGGCGCAGCACUACAAUCCAUAUCUGCGCGGGACGUCGUCGAACAUCUAGGUGCCCUUCUCACUGGCGUCACAGACAAUUGCACACCUAUUCGGCCUCUACAUGCAUCUUUUUAUGACUUCCUGGGAGACAAAACUCGGAGCGGGGAAUUCUAUGUGGGAGAAUUAUCUACACAUCACCGAAAGCUGGCGUUUGCAUGCCUGGGUGUCAUGAAUGCGGAACUCCGAUUCAACAUAUGCAAGUUGAAGAGCUCCUACGUACCCAAUUCCGAUGUUGCUGACAUGCCACAACGCAUCAAAAAGUUCAUUUCCUCUCAGUUAAACUACUCUUGUCGAUUCUGGACAUUCCACGUGUUGGCCACGCCUAUCGAGCAAGCUCUGGCAGACAAGCUCUGGCGCUUCUUCGAGGAGAGUGUACUGUUCUGGCUCGAGGUGCUGAGUCUUACACAAAGUCUGAGUGGUCCCGCGUCAGCGUUGUAUUCAAUUUCAUGCAUGUUCACGUCCGUGUGGGAUGCGCAGACGGGCGUGCAAUCGCUCCCUGCUUUCGACGGUCAUACGGGCGGUGUCUUGUCUGUUGCAUUCUCGCCCGAUGGACGACACAUUGUGUCCGGAUCUAGGGACAACACAAUCCGUGUGUGGGAUGCGCAGGCAGGCGCGCAAUUGCUCCCUGCUUUCGACGGUCAUACGAGCUGGGUAACAUCUGUUGCAUUCUCGCCUGAUGGACGAUACAUUGUGUCCGGAUCUUUCGGCGGGACAAUCCGUGUGUGGGAUGCGCAGACGGGCGUGCAACCGCUCCCUGCUUUCAAGGGUCAUACGCGCAGUGACAAGACAAUCCGUGUGUGGGAUGCGCAGACGAGCGCGCAAUCGCUCCCUGCUUUCGAGGGUCAUACGAGAGGAGUCAACUCUGUUGCAUUCUCGCCUGAUGGACAAUACAUUGUAUCCGGAUCUGAGGACAACACAAUCCGUGUGUGGGAUGUGCAGACGGGCGUGCAACCGCUCCCUGCUUUCGACGGUCAUACGAGCAGUGUCUUGUCUGUUGCAUUCUCACCUGAUGGACGACAUAUUGUGUCCGGAUCUUUGGACAAGACAAUCCGUGUGGGGAUGCGCAGACGGGCGUGCAAUCGCUCCCUGCUUUCGACGGUCAUACGCACUGGGUCAACUCUGUUGUAUUCUCGCCUGAUGGACAACACAUUGUGUCCGGAUCUGAGGACAACACAAUCCGUGUGUGGGAUGCGCAGAUGGGGGUGCGAUCCUGUCCUGCUCUCGAAGGAUAUACAGGCGACGUCACGUCUAUUCCAGCCUCACCUCAUUCCCCACUCGCAGCGUCUGCAUCCCGGGCAGCGGCAUUGGAUCCAUGCCAUACACAUAAUUGUAAGUCUCAUAAUCGUUUCUCUACAUCUGGUCAUCUGA